Messenger RNA from Musa acuminata subsp. malaccensis (wild Malaysian banana), 1698 nucleotides. RefSeq names its product protein SET DOMAIN GROUP 40. The record is from RefSeq and is a predicted model, not a curated record. Gene Ontology annotation, molecular function: protein binding; protein-lysine N-methyltransferase activity. Lineage: Eukaryota; Viridiplantae; Streptophyta; Magnoliopsida; Zingiberales; Musaceae. Gene Ontology annotation, biological process: peptidyl-lysine monomethylation.
UCGAAUCAAUCGGUGGAGAAGAUGGGCGAAGCGGCCGAAGAGGGCGGCGGCAGAGGAGAUGAAGGCAUGGCCGCCCUCCUCAAGUGGGCGGCGCAUAUGGGCAUGUCAGACUUGCCGUGGCCUCCUCCCACGCCUUCUAUCUCCUCCCCCGUGGAGCCGUCUUCUUCUUCUUCUUAUUGUCUGGGGCGUACCCUCUUCGUCUCCUACUUCUCUGAAGCCGGCGGGCGAGGACUGGCUGCCGCCCGUGACCUUGUGAAGGGGGAGUUGAUACUAAGAGUUCCAAGGAAGGCUCUUUUUACGACUGACAGCGCGAUGGCUGAUGAAAAGUUUGCAUCUUGCGUCAAGAGGCACCAGCAUCGUCUCUCUCCCACUCAGAUGCUAAUUGUAUGUCUAUUGGCUGAGGUGGAAAAGGGAAGAUGCUCUCGAUGGUACCCUUACCUGGUGCAGUUGCCUCGCAGUUAUAAUACAUUAGCAAAUUUCACCAGAUUUGAAGUUCAGUCUUUUCAAGUUGAAGAUGCUAUUUGGGUUUCUGAGAAGGCUGUUGCCAUGGCAAGGUCAGAGUGGAAAGAAGCUGUUGGCUUGAUGCAGGACCUGGACCUGAAACCUCAACUCUUAACUUUUAGGUCAUGGCUUUGGGCUUCAGCCACUGUAUCUUCUCGUACAUUACAUAUACCAUGGGAUAGUGCUGGUUGCUUAUGCCCUGUUGGUGAUUUGUUUAAUUAUGCUGCACCUGAUGAGGACAGUUCCCAUGAAAUGUCUGACAGUAAGCAAGAAACUACUAGCUUGAGUAUUCAACUGCUCGAGCAUAGCAGUCAGGAGGGGACGGUUCAUGAUGCUGACCAGCCUGAUGGUUUCAUGCAAAGGUUGACAGAUGGUGGAUACGAGGAAAAUAUGAAUUCGUAUUGCUUUUAUGCAAGGAAAAGAUAUAAAAAGGGGGAGCAGGUUCUUCUUGGUUAUGGAACAUACACUAACUUAGAACUCUUAGAGCAUUAUGGUUUUGUACUGAAAGAAAAUCCAAACGACAAGGCAUUCAUCGAGUUAAAGGCUGAAGUAUGCACAUCAAGUAGUUGGCCCAGAGAUUCUCUGUACAUCCAACACGAUGGAGUCCCUUCAUUCGCCUUGCUAUGUGCUCUACGCUUGUGGGCUACACCUAUGAACCUUCGUAGAACAGUUGGGAAUCGAGUUUAUAGCGGAUCUAUAGUGUCAGUGGAGAACGAGGUGUUGAUCAUGAAAUGGUUGGCUAAACACUGCACUGACAUAUUGGCGAGAUUGAAGACCACAAUAGGUGAAGACAGCAUGUUAUCGAGUACAGUCGACAAAAUGAUAGGCCAUCCUUCCUGUCUGAGUUCAACAGUGGUGCUACCUCAUAUGAGUGAGCUCAGGGAGUUCUUCGAAGCUCAUGGCCUCACAAUGGAAGUUGCUGAUUACAUUGGAAUGCCGGUAAAGGCCAGGAGAUCCCUGGAGAGAUGGAAAUUGGCUAUACAAUGGAGAUUGGCCUAUAAGAAGAUGUUGCAGGGUUGUGUUUUUUACUGUGAAAAUUUAAUUUGCUGCCUGUCUUCGCAGCAUGUUUGAGAGACAAGAGUAGAGCAUUUUGUGAUGUAACAGUUAUCCAACAUCCAUGUAUGAUCGAUGAGCUGAUAUUUAGACCAUUAAACUGUAAUUUUUUUGACUGUGAAAAGUGUAAUCUGUCUGUAUCCA